GCAAGACAAGCAAACACCCUUCCCUGGUACAGCUCUUACAAGACACUCUUAGCGCAAGACAAGCAAACACCCUUCCCAAGACCGCGGUCAUGGUGACAGGAACAGCCGCCAUGGCUCUGAAGAAAAUGCCGCCAAAGAAGCCUUACCACCAAAAGGCUUCGAAAACUAAGGCAUGCUACAACUGCCAUCGGAAACGUCUUCGCUGUGACAAGUCGCUGCCUGCCUGUCUCAAGUGCUCCAUCAACGGCGAGGAAUGUCUUGGCUACGGCAUCGUCCUGCGUUGGGCCGCCUGUAAUUCACCAACCUCCACCAUAACCACCAGGACCACUAACAAGACCAACUUCAACGGCACCAACACCACCACACCACGAACCGUCAAAUCAUCUACGCCAACACAAGCUCCAACACCAAGCGACAGCCCUCGACAACUUGAUACCGAUGUCACUAGUAGCUCAGCACCCAGCCACACUUGUAGUAGGAGUACUACCACGUCUACCACAACCACCCGCAUCUCAUCUCCAACCCUAGAGGAAACCAUCGACAGCUUCACAGUGGAGACACCAAUCGAUAACAAUGUCGACCCUCUACCGCGAGCACCAGAUGAUAACCCAGAUCCAAGCUCACAAAUUAUCAAGCGCCCCGUCAACCUCAUCAAGAUUCCAUUAACAGAUCCACUCCUCAACGGUCUCUCAACCAAGGCAAGAUGGUACAUGCAUCAUUUUGCCACCAUUGUCUGUCGAGACCUGGUCUCAAUUGACCAGAAGGAACGGAAUCCAUUCCGGGCCAUCAUCCCUUUGGUUCGCAAGUUUGACUACCUCCAGUCGGUCGUCUUAGCAACGGCAGCCAUGCACUUAUCUACGAUUCACAAGUACCAAGGUCGAAGUCUACCGUCGGAGUCCGCCCUAGUAGACGCACUGAUGCUCAAGUCCCGGGCACUUCACCUUCUUCGCGCCGCCAUCAAUGACAACACCCUCACGGACAAGGCCAUGAUUCUUUCCGCCAUCGUCUUCCUUGUCAAUCUUGAUCUCAUCGACUCCGGCCGAGGAGGCUGGAAAGCCCAUGUUGGAGCCGCCCGGCGUCUGAUAUCAUCCCUAUACCUGACCAAGGCUCACCUUGACGGGGCCAUCGCCCCCUUAGUCAACGCCAUCGCCGCCGACUGUCUUACCUAUCGCAUAUACGGCUCAACCAUCAGCGGCAACACUUCGUCGUGGUCGGACAAUACCAUCGAUGACGGGGUCGUGUUGCCGUACAUUUUGCAGAACGCCGAGGCCUACAGCUACCAUUGCGCACCACCGGCUAUCCUCCAAAUUAUUCUCUCUGCAAGCCAACUCUGUAGCGGCAGCUCCACGACGCUGGAAACAGAUGGAGGGGCGGGGAGGAUUGUCACCGCGGCGGCGUUGCUUCACAAGGCGCGCAACUUUGACGUGCAGACAUGGGUGUACAAUAUCAAGGGACUGCCACCGGAUGACGACCUGGAAGCGCGGGUAAGCGUGGCGUCAGCACACCGCGCGGCAGCCUGUCUGUUCGUCUUGUUGUCGGUUCCCGAGACUGGAUUGCUCGAGAUACCUCUGCUAGAGCCCAAGGAUCUGGUGCAGGAAAUUCUUGGACAUUUGUCCUGCAUCCCAGAUAAUCACGUCCACUUGAAAGGAACGGUAUGGCCGACUUUUGUUGUUGGCGCAGAGACGGACGAUUUGAGUGAGAGGGCUUGGUGCCUGGAGCGGUUGGUGGCGGUUUGGACAAAGAAUCCUUGGACGUAUCCGUGGGGAUACGUGCACACGGCGAUGGAGAUGUUGCAGGAAAUUUGGAGGUUGAAGGAUUUGGCAGCGCAGCAGGGCGAUGAUGGAAUCAACUGGUUGCAGAGGUUAAAAGCGACUGAGAAUAGUUGCUUGAUUGUAUAGCUGGGUAUAUAUGCACGUACAUUGGUAGGGAUCACCUGACAAGGAAAGUCUUCUUCAAAAGGACCCCCCCCCCCCUCUACCCUCCCCCUUCCCCUUCUUCUCCUCCUCCUCUCCUAAAAAAAAUAAAAAAAAAAUAAAAAAUGUAAACAUAGGAAAAGAAAAGGGGCCGUGGAACAUCGGAAAAAAAAAAAAAA
Neurospora crassa OR74A is the source of this 2092-nucleotide messenger RNA. It is a transcript of the gene acr-2, whose product is annotated as acriflavine sensitivity control protein acr-2. The record is from RefSeq and is a predicted model, not a curated record. Gene Ontology annotation, molecular function: transcription cis-regulatory region binding; DNA-binding transcription factor activity, RNA polymerase II-specific; zinc ion binding. Gene Ontology annotation, biological process: positive regulation of transcription by RNA polymerase II. Lineage: Eukaryota; Fungi; Ascomycota; Sordariomycetes; Sordariales; Sordariaceae. The transcript has 2 exons. Bases 90 to 1898 code for a protein of 602 amino acids. Gene Ontology annotation, cellular component: nucleus.